AUGUUGUCGGACCUGCGCGCGCACGAGUGCACGGAUCUCGUGAAAGCCGCCGUCGCCAGAGGCGAGGAGCUGAUGGCGCGCGGGAAGGAGUUGCGCGCGCGCGGAUCGGGCGGGGGGCCGCCGCCGGCUCCCGCGGAUGGGUGCGCGGUGCAUUUCUCCGUGAUCGGAAGCCGCCAGCCCUGGACGGGACAAGGCGGCCGUUUGCGCUCCAUCCGCGACUUCGUCGCGGGGCUGCCGCGCGAUCGCGUCGUGAUCACCACCGACGCCGACGACGUCUUUCUCAUGCCGCACCCCAAAUGCCGCCCGCAAAACUUCCUCGACGCAUUCUUUGCGCUCAACGCGCCGGUGGUUAUCGGCGCGGAGAUCUACUGCUGGCCGGAUAUGGGCAAACUAGAACCUUUCUACCCGCCCAGGAACAGGCACUCCGUGAAUCGGUUUCUUAACGCGGGUGCUUAUGUCGGGUACGCGUGGGCGCUGGCGGAGAUCAUCGAUCUGAUCUACGUGCGCGACUGCAUGCAGGACCAGCGCGGGUUCAUCCUCGCGUUCCUCGCGCAGCAGUACCUCUUCCGCGACAUCCCGCGCGCGCCCAACCCGGACCCCGCCGCCGUACGCGCCGCGUGGGAAUCGCCGAACGACGUGACGGAGGCAGUUCUAGCCCAGGCGGAGGCGGCGGAGUCGGCGAGCCGAGCGGCGUGGCGGAACAACCGCACGGUGCAGUUCGAAUCCGCCAUGUUGCCGUUCCACCGCCUGCCCGCCAAGCCCAAGCAGCGCGUCAUGGACGAAGCGAGGCGCGCCGGGCACCGGGACGCGGCGUCUGUAAUGGCGGCGCCGUUCAUCAAGCUGGACCACUACAGCGCGCUGUUCAUGCACCUGGGGGGAAUGCCGUGGGAACAUUUUGAGAUUUUGGGUACAGGGGAGCAGGCGCUGGUGCGGCAACUAUCUCGUAUGGGGAGGCGUGCAUCUUGCACCAGCAGGGGAAUAAGCUCGUGA
Messenger RNA from Closterium sp. NIES-65, 990 nucleotides. Lineage: Eukaryota; Viridiplantae; Streptophyta; Zygnematophyceae; Desmidiales; Closteriaceae. The record is from the annotation of a GenBank genome assembly.